CACACACACACAGGCGCGCAGCAGGAGCCGGCACUUGGGCGCUGCUGCUGCUUGCAGCCAGCCCAGCGCCUUCCCUCCCAGUGUUUGCCAGGAGCCCGGCAAGCCAGCGCCCCAGGCGGGCAGAGAGCAGCAGCAGGAGGAGGAGGAGGAGGGGGGCUCAGUGGCCAGGAGAGAGCGGGAACCCCGGCCCCACCCCAUGCGUGCACCCCGGGGCGACCGGCUCGGGCUGAGCCCCGCGCCCCGCCGGCCGGAACGCGAGUAGGAGCCGGCCGCAUGGGCGCCCCGGGAAGGAUGCUCGGGCUAUAGGCGCCUGCCCCGGCUCGCGGCGCGGGAGCAGCCCCGGCAUGAUCUCCGACCGGCGCUGGCUGCGUCUCUCCCGCUCCGUCCCCAUGGACUUAGCUGCGGUCGCCGGCCGGAGCGCGUGAGCCUGGGCGUCCCGCCGAGCGGGGCCGGUCCCCGGGAACUGGAGGAUACUGCAGCAUCCUCAGGGACAUACAUACAGAAGGCUGAGCUGGAGCCUGUGUGGGACUUAAAAAGGACUUCCAGUUGGUGGUAGCCUGAGGAACUUCCUUUCACUCCAAUGUUGCUCCGAAACUAAAUUGUCUCCAGAAUUCGGAACCAUCAGGUUUGCUAAGAUGCCCCAGGAACAGUAUGCACACAGGAGCGCCAUGCAGAGCUCGGAAGGCCCGCAGGUAUACAAAGUGGGGAUUUACGGCUGGAGGAAGAGAUGCCUCUAUUUCUUUGUGCUACUCCUAAUGAUUUUAAUCCUGGUGAACCUUGCCAUGACCAUCUGGAUUCUCAAGGUUAUGAACUUCACAAUUGAUGGAAUGGGGAACCUGAGAAUCACAGGGGAAGGUCUGAAGCUAGAAGGAGAUUCAGAAUUCUUGAAACCUCUCUACGCCAAAGAAAUCCGGUCCAGACCAGGCACUCCAUUGUACUUCCAAUCUGCCAGAAAUGUUACAGUGAACAUUCUCAAUGAGAAGACUAAAGUCCUUACUCGUCUUGUAACAGGUCCCCAAUCAGUGGAAGCACACAGCCAAAAAUUCGAGGUGAAAUCCCUCUCUGGAAAAUUGCUGUUUUCUGCAGAUGACAACGAAGUGGUCGUGGGAGCAGAGAGACUGAGAGUUUUAGGAGCAGAAGGCACAGUGUUCCCUAAAUCUAUAGAAACUCCCAGUGUCAGGGCAGACCCCUUCAAGGAACUAAGACUGGAGUCACCCACACGCUCUUUGGUGAUGGAGGCUCCAAAGGGAAUUGAAAUUAACGCAGAGGCCGGCAACAUGGAAGCCACAUGCAGGACGGAGCUGAGGCUGGAAUCAAAAGAUGGAGAGAUUACGCUGAAUUCUGCAAAUAUCAAACUGCCUGGAUUGCCUCUAGCAUCCCACUCCUCUACCGGAUCCAGGCAAAAAAUCUACGAGCUGUGUGUGUGUUCCAACGGGAGGUUAUUCCUGUCUCAGGCAGGAGCUAGCUCCACCUGCCAGAUAAACACAAGCAUCUGUUCUUGAGAGACGGUUCCCAGCAGGCAGCACAAAGGCCCUGUUCUGGUCUCACAGAUAGCCGCUCCCAACUAUUUUUGCUAGAACCCAGAAAGCCUAUCAAAGACUUUUUUGUGUGUGUGUGCGCGCGUGUGAAUAUAUAUAUAUAUAUAUAUAUAAAUAUAUAUAUCCUCUGUGUAAAACGAUGUUUCAGUACAAUGAAUCCCAGGGUGACCCUAUUACAUUCUGUUAAAUUGGACUCACUACUCCCUGAACCCUUCUGUAUUAAUAUAACCUAAUGGUCCUCCCUUAUAACUCACCGUCUCCUCAUAGCAGUGGAAACAAUGUCUGAUUAAGUACAUGGACUGACGUACUCCUAGCAUCAUGCAAAAGGAGAACAACUCUGAUAAUUUUUGCACCAUUAAAAUCAGUGGCAACAGAAUGGCCAGCAAGGCAGAGCAAAUGGCCUCGAGAACUCCAAGACGCCGGUCACUGAAUGACACUCUAUUUUUAAUCUAAAGUAGAGCAACCUAAUUGGGAGACUCUACACUGCCAUCCAGGAAAACUGGGUUUGAUUCCCAGUGCUGGUCUCCCACCACUUAGCCUUUGGAAGCAGGGAAUAUAGGCCCCAAUCCUGUUCUCACUGAAGUAAAUGGCAAAACUCCCAUUGACUUAAGUGGUACUGGAUCAGGCCCAGAGAAAGUAGAGAAUGGCAUGCAUCAUUCAGCUGUGACAGACUCAGCCAGUGAAGGGGCGACGUUUGAUGGGCUCUGAAGGGAGGCCCUUUCAGUCCUCCUUGGCAGAUAGAGGUAUAAAUGAUCAGGGAAUUUGACAUUUAUGUGGGGGGGUCCCUGUCUCUGGGAGAAAAAUGAAAUUAAGGCUAAUUCUGUUUUCCUAGGGUUUACAAUAGUGAUCCCUGUUUGUGUAACUGACAUUUUAUUACGUUACUUUGCAUCAACAGGAAAACUAACUGUGCGAAUGUCACAUCCCCUGUAAACAAAAAAAUUCUUUAAUUUAAAAAAAAGAUAAAAAUUGUUGCAAUUACAAAAAUACCAGGUCUGCAUAGCCAUCAGGUGUUCUGGUUCACCCUAGAGCAUUCAAUCCUACACUCUAGGAGUCUGGGGUAAUUCUGCUUUUAAAAUAAACCACCUCCCUCCUUCUCUCUCUCUCACACACACCCACGCCUUGCAAAGCUGAGAACGUGUAAGAUUUGGCGGGAACCUGUCUGAGAGACAGUGAAACUCACACAAAAGAGAAGCAUUAUCCAAAUUCUCUGCAGGGAUUUUUUUUUUUAAAUAAAACAGGGAGGGCAGUCUGAGGUCACUCACUUUUUGUGGAGAUUGCAAAUAUCAGAGAUGCUGAUUAGGAAACAGGACUUUUAAAAAACGUUUUAUAAAGAUUAUGACCAAAUUAGGUCACAGAAAAGUAAGGCUUUGGGCUCUGGGUCAUCCUGAACUUGAACCCAAAUAACUCAGUAUUUGAAUCUGUUUUUUCAUGAGUGGGGUUUUUUCCCCCUCCAUGAGGCAUUUAUGGGGAAGGAAAAAUGUGAGAUCUGAUCUUGUCACACUGUUUCCAUUAUCCAAAAAUGGGAAUACCAUGAGCAGUGUGAAGAUCUCAUAGUUACUGGGUUUCAACUCCAUCAGUGGCUCUCCCAGGCAUUUAAGAAGCCUUUGAAAAACAUACAGGGUAAAUUUUUCAAAAGUCCCUAAAUCCUGUUAACUUUCAAUGAGACUUGGGUUGCUAAGUCAUUGCUUUUGAAAACGUUACCCCUAUACAAAUACUCAAACCUGUCCAUACCUCUGGUGAUACUGAAAGUACAUUGAUCUCCGCCAAACAAUUUUCAAGAUUAGAUAUCACAAAAACAAAAUGUUUAGAGACAGGUUGGCCAAUUUCUACAUGAGUCACUUGAAUUCGGGGGCGGGGGAGGGGGAAGGCUCGAGAGUGCCAGGUUUCUGGAUUUUUUUAAAUGUGCAUAUAGGGCAUAAUCCAAAGCUGGUUGAAGUCAAUAGAAAGACUUCCAUUGACUUGCAUGGAAUUUGGAUCAGACUGUUAGAAAAAAACCUAUCCCCCUUUGGUCCUUCUGGUUGUUUUGCUCGCUAACAAAGCACACUUGAGGACACCCAUAAAAUGUUACACUUGACAGCGGUUAAAAAUGAUUAGUUCUACAAUUUUCUUAGUGAUACGGUUAGGUUAAUUAUCAAGUUCAAACUAUUUGUUAAUGAAUGCAAAGGGUCACCCAGGAUAACAAUUGUAUUGGGACAUAGGACUAUACCAUCUCUGUUCAAAGAGGGGAAAUUGUGCCUAUGCCUUAAGUCAAUGCACUCAGCAAGGAGAAGCACAUCAUAUUUAUCUUGUUAUUAAAACGACUUUAUUUUGUGGGGGGACAGUUGGAAGGGAGGGUGGCGGCUGUCAACAGAUGUCAUGGGAGCCAAUGGUGCAACAUGAAGCAGAUUUACGUGAAAUCCGUAAAGGCUGUGAGGGCCGCUGGCGUGAGUAUAGCCUCUUUACCACAUUAAGUAUAACAAAAGACAAUGUAUGUUACCUCCAGACCAUAGCUGAAGUCCCACACUCAUAGCUCCAAGUGGAAUACAUUUACUGUAACACUUUUUCUCAUUUCGUUUUGUAUUGGACAGUAAUUCAUAUCAUAUGCAAGGGCCGAUUCAUAAAAAAAUUUGUCCAGGGUACACAAGGUUAUAACGAAGUUUGAGCUGCAGAAAGAGUGUAUUGUCCAAAGGUCUGGUUUUAUUUCACUUUUCUCCCCCAAUGAUUGAUUCCAGUGCUAGUGAAAGGUGCUAGGCAGAGCACCAGAACUGGCCCGGGAAGGGCUGGGGUAGUGUGUAGUUUCCUGUACUGUACUGCCAAUAUUCCUCAACCUGGCCUAGCAGGCUCCACCGCUGGUGUUGGAGGGUAGCUCAGUCUUUACCUUCAUUCAGUCUUUGCCCUCCCUGCUUAACGGUUUACUGCCAUGUGCAGGGAUAGUUCUAGUGAGGUAGAUGCUUGUCUAUGGGAAACUGAACUGAGAUCAUCAUGCUCAUUUCCCAAAGGCGAUGAGAGAGCCUUGAGGCCAUUUUGUCGUUUACCAGUCUGAGCUGGAUUUGAACUGGUGACCUAAGUACCUGUCCCUAUCACCAUGACAGCUUGUUGUUCGUGCAGGUCCCCUUUGUCAGGUAAAAAGAGUACCUUAGUUUUGCAUAGAUUAGGAAAGCCCAGCUUUUUAUGCAUACGAAGAUAAGAGUGCAUUUCUAGCUUUUAAAAUGUUAAAUUACAUGCUGUUAAAGAAAAAAAUCAGUUUGCUCUAACAGGUGAAAUUCACCCCUGUGCAGACUUACGCACCUCUUAACUUCCACUUAAAUCCUCACAUUAGCGCUUAUGUGGUAUCCUAGACCUUGUGUUGUCCCCCUGCACAGUAGCCAGUUUCACCCAGUUAGAGACAAGGUCUUCACUAAACAGUGUGUGUAAGUUCCUGCAGCUUCUGAGGAGCAAUCGCUUUGCUUGGCAAAGAUUGAAGUAGGGUUAACAGUCUUAAGUGUGACAUACUGAACUAAAGCAUCCCUGCCCAAUGAGGAUAGUAUGUCUGUGAUAUAAAGCACCUUCGUGCAAGGUACAGUACAUUGGGGGGGUCAUUUUUAGCAUAGGUAUGUUGCCAAGCAGCUCCUGUAUUAAUGGGAGUCACAUGAUUAAAAGAACCCUUGUGCAGUGACUUAAAUUUUACCAUUUCAGUCUGAUGGGAAGACAGGUCACACAAAACCAUCUAUUUCAUUUCUUCCCUCUAUUCAUCUCCUAGAAAAGGAUCCCCUUCCCACUCCCCUGUGGGAUUAUUGUUUGCUUGAGAACAGUGAAAAUCUUUGCUUAAAAAGGGAAGGAAUGUUACACAACACAAAACUCUGAGGGUGCCCAUUGGUUGUUGUUAGGAGACAACAGUACACUGUGGCCGGUGGUACUUUAGUAAAUGGAGAUCUAGUCAGUGCCGCAGUUGUUGACCAUACAACAGUGUGUGCCAUGUGGUAGGUUUAGUUUGCAUAUUUCUUUGAAUAAUUAUUUUCACUGUAUAAGAUUGUUUCUGCCCAUAGCCCUCUCAUAUCCUAAUAGGUCUCUACUCAAGACUUGCUUAGUUUCAAUUUCAUACACACAAACUAUCCACAGAAGUUAAAAGAAAAUUGCCAGCCAACAAACUGAUAUAUUUCUUUAUGAAUCGGACCCACAAUUUGGUUCAGUUGUCAUCAUUUGCCCAUGAGGGGCUGGUAUUUAUCUCAAAUAAGGGUUCCUUUUAUCUCUCGCGACUUAGGACAGGCUGGGAGGGAUAGGGAGCUAGCUUCUAUUGAAGUCACUGGGAUAUAUACCAUUGACUUCAGUGCCUGCAGGAUCCAGCCCAGGGUCUUUCUGGGUUCAGAUUUAGGCCACUGAAGUCAGUGGGAACACUUCCAUCUAUGUCAGUUGUUGCAGGAUCGAGGCCGGACUCAGAAUUGUACACAAUUCUGCACUGAAGCUAUGUGCAUUCAAAAUACUUGCUAAUUAAGGGACUGCGUUAUUGUCAAUAUACCUUAGGCAACCAUGAAUACGAAAGCUAAAGAUAAAUGCUUUUAUAUAUUGUAACUGUUGACUUUACUAGAGCUUCAGUAACAUGCUACAUUUGCUUUAAAUGCCACCGUUACUAAGCUUGUAGAGAAAAUGACUAUUAGCGCUUGUCUUUACACAAUACCUUACCCAUAUUUACUGUAUGAACUCCCUGCCAUAACAGAUAUGUCAGGGCGGUCUUUAAAAGCAAAAAGACUUUGACAUUAGCAAAAACAGAGUUCCUAAAACUGAUUAUAUAUCUGCAUCCACUCUCCAAAUUUCAUUUUUUUUAAAGUAUGUAUUAUCCAGCAGUCAGCAUAAUUACUACACUGAGCGUUCAAAUGAGACUUUAGCAGUAAAGAAACUCAUGCAAAGGGAAAGCCAGGGACUACUAAGCUGUAUAUUAGAACUCCCCUUUUUAGAAAGGUUAAAGUAGCGCAAGUGUGGUCUACAUUUGUUUCCUUCAAUCACGUGUUUUCAAUCAGAUUUUUUUUCCCAAUACAAACAUGAUACAAAAAAUAAAAAUUAUGAACUUAAAUGACCACCUGCAACAUGUGGCAUAGCCAAAUGAGAUCUAAACCCUGCUAACCCUCCAUUCAGUCUUUGAGACUGCUCCAUUGUUAAAGAGGGAGCUUCCUGUGGCACUUGGGAAGAUGUCCGGUUUGUUCGAGCCCCGUAGCCAUGCUAGAGCUGAAUGAACAGGUCUGUAAUUGUUGCACUCCUUGAAUGCGCUGGGCUCUUAAGUGGAAUUGGCUUUUGUUUGAAUUGGGGGGUUGGGGGUGGUUUUUUUUUUAAUAUUUGUUGUUAUGGCUUUAAGUUUCCUAUUAUGAAGGGGAGUGAGUGACAGACCAAAGACUGGUAGAAGGGCAGCCCCACACCCACUUAUUAACUUAAUAGUGCUUAUUGGAACUGGGCAGGAAACGCAGAGUUCAUUGCAUAGCUUCUGGGCACUAGACUAGAACAACAAGGAAAACUGAAAUUCAGUUAAUAGGGGAAAGAAAGUAAGUGUAAUAUUCUGUGCUGUGUACAAAAGGCAAAGAGUGGUCUAAAAACUGAAAGAAGAAAAAAUGCAGUAUCGAAGCAGGUUGUUACUAUCGUAACAUUUCUGUCGGGGAGGGAUAAAUAAGCUAAAUGUUGUUAGCUGCUCAUGUGCGUUCUUGCCUUGAUGUGUGUGGAACUCCCACAGUGCUAGUGAGACUUGCCUGUGUAGAUCAAGGAGAGCCCUAUUGCCCUAAGCUUGUGCUUCAGUGAUGGCCGUUUCAAGUGUUUGGCUUGCUGCCAAAAGGCCAUCGGAAAGUUGGACCUACGAACACCUAAUUGCACCUGCAGUGUAGAAGAGUAACUAUGCCGUGACUGCUCAAUCUUUAACACCCGUACAGUUAAGCAGAAUUACUAUUGGACUACUUUUUGGUAAUUUUGUUGGCUUUCUUUUAAGUUUGAAAUUUUAUUAUUCAGAAAACAAAUGGGGAAAAAAGCUGGUAAUAGAUUUGUGAAGCAUUUUCAAUCAGUGGGUUGGAAAUUUUCAAAUCUGGAAAUUUCAAAAUAUUUUAAAUUUUGCAAAACAGAACAUUUUUAAGUCUUAAUUUCCCUCCCUACUUUCCCCCCUGCCCAUCUCUAAACAAUUACCACUGAAUAUUUAAGCAGGCAAAAAGCGCUAUUGAUGUGUGAUUCAAACUCAGUCCUUCCUUCUCCUCUGCACUCUAUGCUUCUGUAGAAACCCAUCUACAUAGGACUCAUUGUUUUCACAGCUGACCUAACAGAGCUUAUGGUUGAGACAUGAGGAGGGUUAGAAAUUGGCCUGACACUGGUACCAUAGAUGGCCUACCAAGACAGCGAUGAAGUGAGCAGGGGGAAAGCAUGUUAAUAGAUAUCUCCUUAGUGAUAUUGAUAAAGUGAUUCUCUUUUGUCUGUUUACACUAUUACCUUUCAAUUAACAACAAAUUUGGGAUGGAUCUGAUUGUGAUUAUAUUCAAUCCUUGUUUGGACAGUGCCACUUAUCCCAUUUAAAGGCUGUUGUCUGACCCAUUCUUGUCAGAACAUUGGGGAGUUUGUUUAACGAGGAGAACAAAUUUCCAUCCACUUUAAACACAAUGGUUUGGGAUUGGGUUAGAAAAAUAGAAGGACUAUCUGGUAUUUAAACAAACAUUGUCAUAUUUGAAAAGCAUGUGGUGAUAUAUAUACAGCCCUGAAGCUUUCUAAAGCUAAUAAUUUCCUAAUAUGCAAAUUGCAUUCUAUUAGUCUUUUCCAAAAAGAAAAAAAGCCAUGUUUUUGUUCUGGGGUUUUUUUU
Molecule: messenger RNA, 8313 nt
Organism: Caretta caretta (loggerhead turtle)
Lineage: Eukaryota; Metazoa; Chordata; Testudines; Cheloniidae
Gene: SGCD
Product: sarcoglycan delta
Biological process (GO): cardiac muscle tissue development; heart contraction
Cellular component (GO): sarcolemma; sarcoglycan complex
Source: RefSeq, a predicted model, not a curated record